ACAACAGAAACCCUCGCCGCUCGCUUGCCCGCCCGCCCGCCCGCCCGCUCGCUCGCUCGCUCGCCCGCCCGCCGCGAGUCCGCGACUGCAGAGUUCUGUGGCGGAAGGUUUUGCUGAACGUCGCUCGUGAGAGAUGGGACGAAGGAUACUGAACGAUGCGUUGAGGACGAUGGUGAAUGCAGAGAAGAGAGGGAAGGCCAUGGUGGAGCUGCGACCCAUCUCCAACGUGGUCUCUUCGUUCCUCAAGAUCAUGAAGGACCGAGGAUACGUGAAGAGUUUCCAAGUUCAUGAUCCCCACAGAGUUGGGAGGAUAACUGUUGAACUGCAAGGCCGGAUAAAAGAUUGCAAAGCUCUCACUUACCGUCAAGAUAUCAAGGCUAGAGAUAUUGAGCAGUAUAGAGUGAAAAUGCUUCCAACACGUCAGUGGGGUUAUGUUGUUAUUACAACACCUGAUGGCGUUCUGGACCAUGAAGAAGCCAUUAGAAGGAACGUGGGAGGCCAAGUUAUUGGUUAUUUUCAUUAAUCAUAAUGUGCUCUCAAAAUACAAGAUGGAUCGCGAAGUGAUUAACAAGAGAAGAUGAUGCUGUUGAGCAAUAAGGCAAUGAUGUAUAAUCUGUCUCCCUGCACUGGUGAACUUGAUUGAAGCUUCGAAUUGGUUUUGUUGUAUCAGUUUUGGGUAUGAUGAAUGGCAGAUGACCAGGGUCUCAUUGUCUUAAAAACUUUUCACCCUCUCUAACUAUUAUUUUACUGCUUUGAAAUUUUUUGGAAGCAGGACUUGGUUCUUGAUUCAGAAGAAGAUUGAUUUUUAUGC
Molecule: messenger RNA, 811 nt
Organism: Syzygium oleosum
Lineage: Eukaryota; Viridiplantae; Streptophyta; Magnoliopsida; Myrtales; Myrtaceae
Product: 40S ribosomal protein S15a-2
Exons: 3
Coding region: 134-523 (129 amino acids)
Biological process (GO): translation
Cellular component (GO): ribosome; cytosolic small ribosomal subunit
Molecular function (GO): structural constituent of ribosome
Source: RefSeq, a predicted model, not a curated record